AUGCCAUCCCUAAACUCGCCUAAAACAAGUCGACUUCAGUUUUCGGAUAACAAAUCUUAUUUUAUCAACGGCCACAUCCGCUGCUCUUCUGUUGACACGACGUUGAGAGCCUGGCACGACGAGAACGUUCCGAAAAAGGCUCGUCCAGUGAAAAGUCCAAACGAGCUGUCGCGUUCAAAGACCGAAGGGGAACGUGGUCAACAGCCAGGAAUAAAAACGAAGCCAAAAAAUGCUAAAAGUGCGGCCUCACCGUUCCACACCGUGCUGUUUCUAAAAAAGAGCCCCAAGGUUUGA
Bursaphelenchus okinawaensis is the source of this 294-nucleotide messenger RNA. The record is from the annotation of a GenBank genome assembly. NCBI's taxonomy places the organism in Eukaryota, Metazoa, Nematoda, Chromadorea, Rhabditida, Aphelenchoididae.